Molecule: messenger RNA, 1890 nt
Organism: Trichoderma gamsii
Lineage: Eukaryota; Fungi; Ascomycota; Sordariomycetes; Hypocreales; Hypocreaceae
Exons: 2
Coding region: 1-1890 (629 amino acids)
Source: RefSeq, a predicted model, not a curated record
AUGCGGCGGCGUCCGUAUUUCCCUGUUGUGGCUGUUUUGCUCUUUUGUUACUGCGCAUAUCUCAUCUUCAGCUUGCCAAACGAGCACUUUGAUGCCCUGGUUACUCCUCUCUCGCAGCCUCUCCAGCAGCAAAAGCAUGACCAGCAUCCUCUGCAAGCAGCAGCAUCGUCAUCGUCAACAGCGCCAACCAAGCCUAAACCCACCUCACAAUCUCCAGUGGUAUGGGAAGACUUGCCAGUCGUGACGGGCGGGCCGAAGCCAAAAGCAGCCCCUGACUCGGCGAUACAUCCGAUAAUUCAUCUCGUUAAAGAUGCACAGAAGCAGUUUUCGGAAUUGAAGAAACGACAAUCCAAGUCUCUGGAGGAGGCCGUUAGAGAGUAUCGCAGGCGAUAUGGCAUACCCCCUCCUCCACACUUCGAUAAGUGGUAUAAGUUCGCCGUGGACAACAACGUACAGCUUAUUGACGAAUACGACAUGGUUAAUGAUAUGAUGAUUCCGUUCUGGGGUCUUAGGCCCAAGACUAUUCGUGCAAGAGUGACAGAGGCACUUGGCUACGACAAUGGGUUGAUUGGUGUCGCUAUACGAGACGGCGAAAUCACGCAUGCGGAGCACGGCUUCGAGUGGCAGAGAGAGGCCACGAAAGGAAUGAUGGAAAAGUUCAAGCAGUACUUGCCGGAUAUGGAUUUGGCCUUCAACAUUCACGACGAACCUCGUGUGGUGGUUCCGCACGACGAUUUGAAUCGACUGGUUAACAAAGCCAAGAACGAAAACAUGGCUUCUUUGAGCGCGAGCAAGAAGCUCGUCAAUGCAUUUACCAAAUCACCUGAUCUAAACGACGGCAGAACAUUCAAAGAAACGAAGCUAUCGCGGUUUAGCUCUAUUCAAUACUCAUCUACCUGGGGAGACUCUCGCAUGUCCUGUCCGCCCGAUAGCCAAGCCAGGAUCCUCGAAGAUGAGCGUGCAGACGACUUGAGCAGAUACGGAAUUAGCGAUCUUGCCUUUAUUUACAACACAACUGCCAUGUCCGAAAUAUGUCUAACACCCUCUCUAAGCUCAACGUAUGGCUUUUUCGAUCGCCCUAAUACGUUCAGGGUCACCCAUGAUCUGCUACCCAUAUUCUCCCAGUCCAAGGUGUCGUCUUAUGGAGAUAUCAUAUAUCCGUCUCCAUGGUAUUGGUACAAAAAGGUUGCCUACAACGAAACCAACGAUAUGCCGUGGGAUGAGAAGGAGAGCAAGCUUUACUGGCGAGGCUCUACCACUGGAGGGUACAGUCGCAACGGCGGCUGGAGGAGGCACCACCGCCAGCAUUUUGUACAGAAGAUCAACUCCAGAGAGCAAGCCAAAGUGAUGACCAACAGUGGCGGAGCCGGAAAUCGCAAAUGGGAGGCCAAGGAAGUUCCUCGUGGAGAAUACCAGAAGCUCAUUGACGUGCAUUUCUCUCACGUAGGCCAAUGCGACCCGGGAGACUGCGAAGCGCAAAGAGAGUUCUUUGACGUCGUUGACCUAGUUGACCAGCAAGACGCCUGGGGAUACAAGUAUCUCGUUGACAUUGACGGCAACGCCUUCUCCGGCCGCUUCUACGCCUUUUUGCAGAGCAAAAGCUUGACGUUUAAACUUGCCUUGUUCCGCGAGUGGCACAACGAAUGGCUAAAACCUUGGGUGCACUACGUGCCGUUGAGCCUCCAAGGAGACGACUGGCUUGAAGCAGUGCGUUUCAUCAAUGAAGACAGCGAGGGAUCUGCCAAGGGGCAGGAAAUUGCAAAGGAGAGUCGCGAGUGGGCCAAUAAGGCGGUUAGAAAGGAAGAUAUGGAGGCGUGGUUUUUCAGACUGCUUUUAGAAUAUGGACGGGUAAUUGACGAUAAUAGAGCCAAUCUUGGGUAUGAUGUAUGA